UUCCUGGGCUGCCCGGCGGGUCCGGGAACCUGGCCGGAGCGGGAAGAUGGCUGGCAAGGGCUUCGGGGAGCAGGGCUACGCGCAAAGGCGGGAGACUUGCCCUGAGCCCCGAGGGGUAGGAGGGAAGGGCCGCAGCCCUCAGGACGCCGGGAGCCACUGAGGGCGGGAGCGGCAGGAAGGAACCCCUCAGGGUGCGCCUGAGAAGGGCCCAGGGAUCCCCGGAGAAGAGCAAGUCCGGGGCUGAGAGGGGAGCAGUUUUGCCCCACCGGCACCGCUGGGCCCUGGGACUGGUCCAGGGACAAGACGCCGGCUCCUGGGCCGGGCAGCUUGGUCUACCGUGGGGCUGGGAACGAGAAGCAGUGGCUGUCCUUGGAGGAGGUCCUCGAAGCAGCUCCGACCUCUCUAAGGGCCUCAGAAGGUCCUGCCCCCUGGGGCACCCUAGGCCUCCCACGGCCCACCACCUCUGCACCUGCCCUACCCACAGGCCACUCGCCAUGGGCGGCUGCUUCUCCAAGCCCAAGCCAGUGGAGCUCAAGAUUGAGGUGGUGCUGCCUGAGAAGGACCGCAAAGAAGAGCUGUCUGCCAGUGGGAAAGGAAGCCCCCGGGCCUACCAGGGCAAUGGCACAGCCCGCCACUUCCACGCCGAGGAGCGCCUGCCUGCCCCACACCCCUAUCCUGGCGCUCAGGACUUCAUGGAGGCUGCCGUCUGCCACGUCAAGGACCUGGAGAAUGGCCAGAUGCGGGAAGUGGAGCUGGGAUGGGGAAAAGUGCUGCUGGUGAAGGACAAUGGGGAGUUCCAUGCUCUGGGACACAAGUGUCCCCACUACGGUGCGCCCCUGGUGAAAGGAGUGCUAUCCCGCGGUCGGGUGCGCUGCCCCUGGCAUGGCGCUUGCUUCAACAUCAGCACCGGAGACUUAGAAGACUUCCCUGGCCUGGACAGUCUGCACAAGUUCCAGGUGAAGAUUGAGAAGGAGAAGGUGUACGUUCGGGCCAGCAAGCAGGCCUUGCAGCUACAGCGAAGGACCAAGGUGAUGGCCACAUGCAUCUCUCCAAGUGCUGGCCAUAGUGGCAGCACCAACGUGCUCAUCGUGGGAGCAGGGGCUGCUGGCUUGGUAUGUGCGGAGACACUGAGGCAGGAGGGCUUCUCGGACAGGAUCGUCCUGUGCACGCUGGACCGGCACCUCCCCUACGACCGGCCCAAGCUCAGCAAGUCACUGGACACACAGCCUGAGCAGCUGGCCUUGAGGCCCAAGGAGUUCUUCCGAGCGCAUGGCAUUGAGGUGCUCACAGAGGCCCAGGGCCUGGAGGAGGGGCUGGGCACAGGUCUAGGCCCCGGCCGCACUCUGCCCGGCGGGUCACAGGUGGUCACCGUGGACGUGAGGAACAAGAAGGCCGUGUUCAAGGACGGCUUCAAGCUGGAGUAUAGCAAGCUGCUGCUGGCGCCCGGGAGCAGCCCAAAGACCCUGAGCUGCAAAGGCAAAGAGGUGGAGAACGUGUUCACCAUCAGGACGCCCGAGGACGCCAACCGCGUGGUGAGGCUGGCCCGGGGCCGCAACGCUGUGGUCGUGGGAGCCGGCUUCCUGGGGAUGGAGGUGGCCGCCUACCUGACAGAGAAGGCGCACUCGGUGUCUGUGGUGGAGCUGGAAGAGACGCCCUUCCGGAGGCUCCUGGGGGAGCGCGUGGGCCGCGCCCUAAUGAAAAUGUUUGAGAACAACCGGGUCAAAUUCUACAUGCAGACAGAGGUGUUGGAACUGCGGGCCCAGGAGGGAAAGCUUAAGGAGGUCGUGCUGAAGAGCAGCAAGGUUGUACGGGCUGAUGUCUGCGUGGUGGGCAUUGGAGCUGUGCCUGCCACGGGCUUCCUGAGGCAGAGUGGCAUCGGUCUGGAUUCCCGAGGCUUCAUCCCCGUCAACAAGGCCCUCUCCCCACAGAUGAUGCAGACCAACGUCCCGGGCGUGUUUGCAGCUGGUGAUGCUGUCACCUUCCCCCUGGCCUGGAGGAACAAUCGGAAAGUGAACAUACCACACUGGCAGAUGGCUCAUGCCCAGGGGCGCGUGGCAGCCCAGAACAUGCUGGCACAAGAGGCGGAGAUCAGCACGGUGCCCUACCUGUGGACCGCUAUGUUUGGCAAGAGCCUGCGCUAUGCAGGGUAUGGAGAAGGCUUCGACGACGUCGUCAUCCAGGGGGACCUGCAUGAGCUGAAGUUCGUGGCUUUUUACACCAAAGGCGACGAAGUGAUCUCCGUGGCCAGCAUGAACUACGAUCCCAUCGUGUCUAAGGUGGCUGAGGUGCUGGCCUCUGGCCGCAGCAUCCGGAAACGGGAGGUGGAGACCGGCGACAUGUCCUGGCUCACAGGGAAAGGAUCCUGAACUUGCAUGCAGCGGACUCGGGCAGGCAUGCUGGGGUCCCAGGGACAGAGGCCAAGCCAGGGGGGCAAGUGCCAACCUCCAGUUCCCCAGGAUCCUCCAGGGCAGAACCUGAGCCCUCCCAGUGUUUGGCUUCAGCUGCCUGGUUCCCCUCCAGAGAGGCCCCAGUGGCCUCCAGGAGAAGCUCACCACCCAAGGCAUCCAGUGGCAUUGAUAGGCCUGCCCUCCUAUCCCUCUACUGGGACUGGUUCCCUGUAGGACCCUGUGACAUGUUAGACAGUAUCUUAACAUUAAAACACACACAUUUGCA
Molecule: messenger RNA, 2673 nt
Organism: Sus scrofa (pig)
Lineage: Eukaryota; Metazoa; Chordata; Mammalia; Artiodactyla; Suidae
Source: RefSeq, a predicted model, not a curated record